Molecule: messenger RNA, 678 nt
Organism: Orycteropus afer afer
Lineage: Eukaryota; Metazoa; Chordata; Mammalia; Tubulidentata; Orycteropodidae
Gene: SRA1
Product: steroid receptor RNA activator 1
Biological process (GO): regulation of transcription by RNA polymerase II
Cellular component (GO): nucleus
Source: RefSeq, a predicted model, not a curated record
AUGGCGGAGCUGUACGUGAAGCCGGGCAACAAGGAGCGCGGCUGGAACGACCCGCCGCAGUUUUCUUACGGGCUGCAGACCCAGGCUGUGGGGUCCAAGCGCACGCCGCUCACUAAAAGGGUCGCCGCUUCCCAGGAUGGAUCCCCCAGAGUCCCUGCCUCAGAGACUACUCCUGGGCCCCCUGCAACGGGACUUCCACCUCCUUCAAAUAAGGCUCCCAGGCCCCCACCUAAAGGAAGUUGUUCUACCUAUAGUGUGGAGCCUACAAGCUCCCCAGUCAUUGAGUCUGAGACUCUGCUAGAGGAUGUGCUGAGACCUUUGGAACAGGCAUUGGAAGACUGCCGUGGGAAAGUGAGGAAACAGGUAUGUGAUGACAUCAGCCGACGCCUGGCACUGCUGCAGGAACAGUGGGCUGGAGGGAAGCUGUCAAUGCCUGUAAAGAAGAGGAUGGCUCUACUGGUGCAAGAGCUUUUAAGUCACCAGUGGGAUGCAGCAGACGACAUCCACCGCUCACUCAUGGUCGACCAUGUGACUGAGGUCAGUCAGUGGAUGGUGGGAAUUAAGAGAUUAAUUGCAGAAAAGAAGACUUUGUCUUCAGAGGAGGAAGCCACUGAAGAGAAAUCUGCAGCUACAACUGAAGAAAGCCAGACUGUACCAGGCUUCCUUGGGGCUCUAUAA